This is a messenger RNA of Paramecium primaurelia, 738 nucleotides long. The record is from the annotation of a GenBank genome assembly. Lineage: Eukaryota; Ciliophora; Oligohymenophorea; Peniculida; Parameciidae.
AUGACUCCACUGAAGUUAGUAAACAUUUUAAUCGACAAUAUUAUAAACAAUUAGAAGAUGGGGAUAAAAUGUGUUUACUCAUAGUCGGAAUAUUAUUUUUCCUGUAAUUUUAGUGUUCUUGAUCUUUCCAGGACUACUUCUAUUAGUUGNGAUAUUUAAAAUAGUUUCUCCAUUUUUUAAAUAAUAUAAUUAAUGAUUAAUAAAUAAAGUAAGGGGUAUCAUUUGUCUUUAAGUAAAAGUGAUGAUCUAUUGUUUGUGCAUGAUGUGGAUUAAGAAAAACAAUAAAAUUUUCGUGAAUCUCAAUUAAGAAAAAACAGUUUACACAAUUUUGUUUUAUAGAUACCAAAAAGAAUAACAUCAUGGAAGGAACUCGCAUAAUUCUAUUACAUUUAAAAAAAGUAAAAUUGGUGUAUGUAUUUUUUCUUUAAAUUGCAGUCAUACUAAGAAAAAAAUUCUAACUCAAAUUUUAUAAUAUAGGUAUAAUGCUUAUAUGACAGAAUACAUAAUCUAAAAAUAAAAAAUUUCAUUGGAAUAAAAUAUAUUAAUUUGUAUUGGGUUUAGUAAUUGAAAAAAUUCAUUAGUUUGAGGAUUAGUAUAAAUCCUGUUCUUGCUUAAAGAUUCAGAAAAGUAAUUUAUAAUAGGUUGUUCCUUUAUAAAUUGAUGAAAAAUAAUAAAUUGAAUAGUUAUGAAGUGGAAGAAACAAGAUACAGAAUAAAUAAAUUAAUCGAAUAUAAAUGA